AAUUUCUGCAGGAAAAGAUAAAAAGAUAUCCCAAAUGGGAAAAUGGCAGGAUGACUCAUGGAAGUGGGACUUGAAGUGGAGAAGAAACCUGUUCAGCUGGGAGGAACAACAGGAGGCGGCUCUCAAGUCUGAAAUCCAAGAUACCAAAAUAGAAAGAGGAAUAUCAGAUGUGAGGGACUGGAUCCAUAGCAAGGAAGGAAUAUACACAACAAAAUCAGCAUACCAGGCCCUGACAAGGGAUCACAGGAGAGUCCAGCAGAGACCAGCACUAAGUAAAGUAUGGCAAGAGUACAUCCCGAGCAAAAUUUCUGUUUUUGCCUGGCAAGUGCUGCAAGAUAAAAUCCCAACAAAGUUGAACCUGUUGAAGAGGGGAAUCAUACAAGACAUUGCAGAUUGUAAGUGCAUUCUAUGCGGCUUAGUAAGUGAAGAUUCCAAUCACCUCUUUAUUCAUUGCAAAAUUGCGUGGGGACUUUGGAACAGUUGCUAUAGGUGGUGGGGUAGUAAGCAGGUGUUAGAUAGAGAUUGUGGGAGGGUGUUUGAACAGCACCCCUUCAUAUUCAAUAUCAAAGAGGUGAGGAGGGGCUGGGAAUGCAUUUGGUUCUCUGUUAUUUGGUCCAUAUGGUUAGCUAGAAAUGAAAAGCUAUUUAGAGGCAAAGAGGUAGAGUCCGGUAGACUAUUGGAGCUGGUCCAGGUGAGGUCUUUUAAAUGGAUCAAAGGCAAAAGGAGAGGAAGCCUCUUCACCGUAUCAGACUGGAUCCUUAAUCCAGUAAGCUGCCUGAAUCCGUCCCAGUUUCCUUUUUCAAUGAAAACAACAAACAAAGGGAACAAGUUGGACUAUGGGAAGAUCCUUGAGCCUUUCACAGCCAUUGAUCUAUCUUGCAACAAAUUCGAGGCAGAGAUUCCAGAAGAAGUUGGGAACCUAGAAGGACUUCAACUGCUCAAUUUUUCCAAUAACAUUCUUGAUGGUCAAAUCCCUCUUGUCUUGGAAUAUCUCGCAAAUCUUGAAGCACUUGACCUUUCUCAAAACAAGCACACAAGAAGAAUUCCCACAGAGUUGAUGCAACUCAAAUUUCUAAAAGUCUUUAAUGUGUCUCACAACCAUUUGAUGGGACCUAUCCCAAAAGGUCAACAAUUUGAUACAUUUGAAAACAACUCUUUUGACGGAAAUUUAGGACAAUGUGGAAUGCCACUAUCAAGGAAAUGUGACUAUUACAACUUUGAGGUUUUGCCUCCACCAUAUUCAACCUCCGAAGGAAAUGAAGAUCCUGGAUUGUCAGGGGAAUUUGGUUGGAAAUUAGUGUUAAUGGGUUAUGGAUAUAGAUUCCUCAUAGGUGUUGAUAAGUUAAAUUUAUAUACAUAUUAAUGUGAAGUUUUUGUCUUGAUAUUAUUGAUAUUUGAGUGAAUUUUAUAAGAUUUUACUUGAUUUUACAUUAUUUUUAUUCUUUGUGUAAGAAAGAACUUAAUUGGAA
This is a messenger RNA of Rubroshorea leprosula, 1469 nucleotides long. The record is from the annotation of a GenBank genome assembly. Lineage: Eukaryota; Viridiplantae; Streptophyta; Magnoliopsida; Malvales; Dipterocarpaceae.